AUGUUUCUUUUCAAUAAUGUCGCUAUGAACACUUUUCACAGGAGAAGAUAUUUCCAAUUGUCUUUCCUUAUUGUUAGCUUUUAUUUACCUUUAACAAAUGGUAUUAAAACAUUAAAAACAUCCAUGGUUGUGACAGGAUUGAAAUGUUACUGUAACAGUGACAGUCCAAGCUGCCCAAACUCCACCUGUGAGACAGAUGGCUUCUGUAUGGCAUCUACCAGCAUUGAGAAUGGUGAACACAAGCGCACCUACCAAGUGGUGGCCUUAAGCUGUUUGCAAAGCAAUGCAUUCCCACCAGAGAAUCCAAUCAAAUGCAAAAACCCGAGAACCUUUUGCUGUAAAAAUGAUUUCUGCAACUCUGAUGAGGUUUACCAAGAGAGAUUAACAAAAGUGCUCAAUGCCUCAAGCUCAGCCUCUGAGGCGAGUUCUAUGACGACGGCAUGGCAAGUGGUGUUGUGGAUCAUGGUGCUGGUGGUGCUGGGAGUGUGUGGAGCUAUCAGUCUAUGGUGGGCGAAGCGCGCUCCUAAGACCAUCAAGAGAGAGAACCGCUCACUCUUCGCGCCCGACGACUCUUUCUGCGACACACGCCAUCCGAUGAUGACUGCCACCAUCAGGGACAUGAUAGAACUUACCACCUCUGGUUCCGGUUCAGGGUUACCACUGCUCGUUCAACGGUCCAUAGCUCGUCAGAUCCAGCUAGUUGACAUAAUUGGUAAGGGUCGUUUUGGGGAAGUGUGGCGGGGUAGAUGGAGGGGCGAGAAUGUCGCCGUGAAGAUAUUCUCAUCCCGUGAAGAGUGUUCCUGGUUCAGGGAGGCGGAGAUCUAUCAGACCGUGAUGCUGCGACACGAGAAUAUACUAGGGUUCAUCGCAGCUGAUAAUAAGGACAACGGCACCUGGACUCAACUAUGGCUGAUAACAGAUUAUCAUGAGAACGGGUCCUUGUUCGACUUCCUAAGUGUUCGAACCAUCGAUGCAGCAACGCUUGUUAAAAUGGCUCUAUCCAUCGCUACCGGAUUGGCCCAUCUCCACAUGGACAUUGUUGGCACUAAAGGCAAGCCAGCUAUAGCCCACCGUGACCUAAAGUCCAAGAACAUUCUGGUGAAGGCUAACUUGAGCUGCGUUAUCGGAGACUUGGGGUUAGCUGUUAGGCACAACGUCGCUGGUGAUUCUGUGGAUGUCCCAUCAACUAACCGAGUGGGAACAAAGAGAUAUAUGGCGCCAGAGGUGUUGGAUGAGAGUAUGGACGGCCGUCAGUUCGAUCCGUACAAGCGUUCGGACGUGUACUCCCUGGGAUUAGUAUUGUGGGAGAUGGCGCGGCGUUGUGGUGCGCUACCAGAUGAGUACCAACCUCCAUACUACGACCUGGUGCCACCGGAUCCAGCCCUCGAAGAUAUGAGGAGGGUCGUGUGUAUCGAGAAGAGGCGACCGGUGCUACCUAACAGGUGGCAUUCUGAUCCAGUUUUGUCCGCGAUAUCGAAGGUGAUGAAGGAAUGCUGGUACCAGAACCCCGCGGCCAGACUGACAGCUCUUCGUAUCAAGAAGACCCUCGCAAACAUCGCCACUACCGACCACAUGAAACUUUAA
Danaus chrysippus (African queen) is the source of this 1584-nucleotide messenger RNA. NCBI's taxonomy places the organism in Eukaryota, Metazoa, Arthropoda, Insecta, Lepidoptera, Nymphalidae. The record is from the annotation of a GenBank genome assembly.